Lepus europaeus (European hare) is the source of this 2559-nucleotide messenger RNA. It is a transcript of the gene EEF1AKMT3, whose product is annotated as EEF1A lysine methyltransferase 3. NCBI's taxonomy places the organism in Eukaryota, Metazoa, Chordata, Mammalia, Lagomorpha, Leporidae. Gene Ontology annotation, cellular component: cytoplasm; cytosol. The transcript is spliced from 4 exons. Gene Ontology annotation, biological process: peptidyl-lysine methylation. The record is from RefSeq and is a predicted model, not a curated record. Gene Ontology annotation, molecular function: protein-lysine N-methyltransferase activity. Bases 81 to 689 code for a protein of 202 amino acids.
GGAGGCGGGGCUCAGUGCCACCGCGCGGCGGGGACUGCGCCCGCCGGUGCCCCGCUGUGGACUCGGGCGCUCCCUGCCCGAUGGCCGCCCGCGGUCCAGACCCGGAGUCGGAGCCCGAGUCGGUGUUCCCUCGGGAGCUCGGCCUCUUCGCCGACUCCUACACCGAAAGGAGCCGCUUCUGCUUCUGCGGGCACGCGCUGAGCAUCACGCAGAACUUCGGGUCGCGCCUCGGGGUAGCUGCGCGCGUGUGGGACGCGGCUCUGAGCCUGUGCAACUAUUUCGAGAAGCAAAAUGUUGAUUUCCGAGGCAAGAAGGUGAUCGAACUGGGCGCGGGGACGGGCAUCGUGGGCAUCUUGGCGGCGCUGCAGGCACUCACUGAGAGACUCUUCCAAGGCCAUCUCCCUUGGAAUGCAAGUCGGCAUGUUCUUGAUCACAGGAGGGAAGUCUUCCCAGAGGCAGACAUCUGUCCUUUGAGCCCAUCAGCCAGCUCUCCUCUGUGCCACAAAUCCUGCCAGGAAAGCAGUGGAAGAUGGUUCAAAUGCUUGGGCCCCUGCACCCGUGUGGGAGACCUGGAAGAAGCUCCUGGCCUCAGAUUGCCUAGCUCCAUCCAUUGCAGCCAUUUGGGGAGUGAACCGGUGGAUGGAAGAUUUCUGUCUCUGCCUCUUUCUCUAAUUUUGCCUUUCAAAUAAAUAAAUAAAUAAAUAAACCCACUAAACUAAACUUCCUCAGGUGAGUUCCGGCUGUCUCCAGUCCCUGCCCUGUGCUCUGUCCUCAUGCAUUCCCGUGGCACACUCACUCCACUGCCCCCUCCAUACCGUGGCUCUAGUUAAGGGUGUCAGCAUCAUUUCCAAUGCCAUGGUGCUAGCCAGGAGUCACUUAGCCGUGAACUUCACUUUUUUUUUUUUUUUUUUUGACAAGCAGAGUGGACAGUGAGAGAGCGAGACAGAGAGAAAGGUCUUCCUUUUUCCGUUGUUUCACCCCCCAAUGGCUGCUGCUGCCAGCGCACCGUGCUGAUCUGAAGCCAGGAGCCAGGUGAUUCUCCUGGUCUCCCAUACAGGUGCAGGCCCCAAGGAUUUGGGCCAUCCUCCACUGCCCUCCCGGGCCACAGCAGAGAGCUAGACUGGAAGAGGGGCAACCGGGACAGAAUCCGGUGCCCCAACCAGGACUAGAACCCGGGGUGCUGGCACUGCAGGUGGAGGAUUAGCCUAUUGAGCCGCGGCAUCGGCCAAGGACUUCACAUUUGACAUUGACAUUGACACCUCAGUCCUUCUUCCUCCAGACGGAGCCUCUGAUUUCCAGGGCUGUGCAAUUCUGGUUUCCGUCCAUCUCACUGUACUCUUUUUCUAUUCUCUUUCUUGCCCCCCCUUAAAAUAUUUUAUUUUUUAUUUAUUUGAAAGGCAGCAUUGGAUAGAGACUGAGAGAGAGAGAGAGAGAGAAUCUUAGAAUCUUCCAUCUGCUGUUUCACUCCCCAAGUGGCCCCAAUGGCAAAGCCAGGAGCUAGGAGCUUCAUCUGAGUCUCCCACGUAGGUCCAGGGGCCCAAGUACUGGGGCCAUCUUCUGCUGCUUUCCCCCCGGCAUAUUAGCAGGGAGCUGGGUCGGAAGUGGAGCAGCUCGUCCAGGAUGCCAAAUCUUCACAGUCUGCACUCACUGCCAAGCAGUCCCAUCCCCUCAUGGCUGUAGAUGAUCUCUUAAUGCCUGUGACGCUACGACUCUUCCCUCUCUAGCUGCAGACUCCUUUGCAUAACGUUCGAGCUAUAUUCUGGAUCCCACUGCUUCUUAGCCAUUGCUACUGCCCUGGUUCAGACCAUCAGCUCUCGCCUGGGUCAUGGCAGCCACUUCCCCACUGGUCUCCUUGCUUCUGACCUUGCCCUUCUGUGGUCUUUCCCCAUUGCCACACCAGAGUGCUCUUUUUGAAACAUAAGUCGGCAUUCGCCAUUCUUCCAUUGAGAAUCUUCCCGUGGCUUCCCGUAUGAGUCUGACAGCCAAUGUUCUCCCCACAAGGCCUGACUGGGACCAGAUCUCUGCUGUCCCUCCCUCCGCUGCGGCCACUGGUCUUCCUGAUGUCCCUGAGGCCUGCCAGGCAUGGUUCUGCCUCUGCCUUUACUGGUCUGACCUUUGGGAGACUUAACCUCAGACAUCCACGUGGUUUGCUGCACUGCCACUCUUGGGCGUCUGUCCAGAUGUAAUCUGCUCAGUGAGGCCUUCCCUAACCCCCAGUGUAAAAAUAGAUCCCUGCCCUCUCCCCGGGGCAGUCCCCCCCCCCCCCCCCCCGCUGGGUGCUCGUGACCAUUGGACAUACGGUGUGUUUUAUUUGACUUAUUUUUUUGCUGUUGUCUGUUUCUUUUUCUUUUUAAAUUUUAUUUAUUUAUUUAUUUGAGAGGUAGAGUUAUAAACAGAGAGAGGGAGAGACACACAGAGAGGUCUUCCACCCACUGAUUCACUCCCCAAAUGGCCGCAGUUGCCAGAGCUGGGCCAAUCUGAAGCCAGGAGCCAGGCGCUUCUUCUGAGUCUCCCACAUAGGUGCAGGGGCCCAAGUGCUUGAGCCAUCCUCUGUUGCUU